Acaulospora colombiana is the source of this 322-nucleotide messenger RNA. The record is from the annotation of a GenBank genome assembly. NCBI's taxonomy places the organism in Eukaryota, Fungi, Glomeromycota, Glomeromycetes, Diversisporales, Acaulosporaceae.
UUGCAACAACAAGGUGUCCUAAAGGGCGAGGAAAUCUCUUCGAUGUUUUUCCGAGUGUGCACGGAAAUGAGUGUAGAACACUACACAAAACAAAAGCUUUCCAAUGCUUCUCCUGCAAUCUCGUACCAGGCGAUUGAUGCCUUCUCAAAACUUAUUGUCCUGUUGGUGAAAUAUCACUCGGACCCUGAAGGUGUUAAUAACAACAUUGCCAAAAUUAAUUAUUUGACAAAGAUCUUGUCGAUUAUUGUGUUGGUUCUCGCACAAGCACACGAACAACGAAGACAUCAGUUCAAUCAAAAACCCUUCUUUGGAUUGGUGUCUA